CUUGAAUUGACAAUGCCAUUGGGAAGAAAGGAGGCGCCUCUCCAGUAAAAACCUGAGCCUCCGGCCUGAGGCUGGAAGAAGAAAGUUUGGGCAUUGACAAAGCGUAAAGAGGGCAGCACAUUGCGUUGCUCCCAGGCACAUGUCCAAUGCCAUGGCUUUGCUCGACUGCAAACCGGGCGUCAGAAGCAAUCUUCGCCAUUGGCAACCAGCCGCUCAAAGAACAAACCCCCUUCUUGGACAGGAGGUUUCGCUGGUAGCAGGAUGCAGAAACUCAGUUGUGAGUCCCUUAAGGCAUUGGAUUGGUGCUAGUCGUAGAGCGCCUUUGCUGAGUGCCGGUUUUGAAUGUGGAGCGAAUGGGGCCUGGAAAAGGCAUUCAGGAGGAGCAAAGAAGGUGGGGGCGAGGGGGGCUCGGUUGGACUUGGACUGCUUCUCAAAAAGUGGUGGUACAGUAGAGAAGGUUGCCUCCAGUUGUGGGAGGCCACAUUCGAAAGGCAAACCCUUUCAACUCUCUAGAAAUAAAACGCGGGCAGAGGUGUUGAACGCUUCCACCGGCGGCCAAAGCGGCGUUGAGUUUGCUUCGCAAAGCGUUGGGCCGCAGGCAGCCAGCACUGAGUCUGAGUAUGAGGAAGCCGAGUAUGCUGUGGGGCGAACGGGAGGCGCUGAGGAGAGCCAGCCGGUGGCAAGCACUAGCGGCCGAGGCGAAACUAUUCUUCCUUCAGGAGCGGAAUCAAAGAGUGGCCGGAGAGCCAGAGGUAAUGCGUCGCGCCAGUUCAGAUAUGAUGGGGGUGAACGGACACGAGCAAGAUGGGACUUGAAUAUGAUUGAAACAGAGAGUCCGGAGGCAAAAGAGCAAAAGAGAGCGAGAGCAGAAGUGCUUGGAGGGUCAGAGGAGAACGGGCGUCAAAAGCCAGCGCUUGGGGCGCGUUUUGACACAGAAACCAAUGGCGGGACGCAUUUGGGUGCGGUUUCUGGUAAUGGUGUCGGAACUGAGGGUUCAGAGGCGCGCGAAGGGGGCCCGAAAGAAGCGCAGAUGCACACGGACGAAAGCGCCGAUGCUAAUUUGGAAGAGAGGCGCACCCGGAGAGGGGGCCUGCUGGAACGGGGUGGGAAUGCAGAUUUCGCGCCCAGCUUGCAGAGCCUUCUGUUGACUUUGAAAAGUGCGAACAACUCUCCCCCGCCCCCAAGCGCCUCCGCCUCUUUCCCGGGCCAGAAAGACGACCCCCGCGAGUGGCGGCGGCCGCUCCCACCGUCAGACGCCCCCGAAACUGCCCCCCCAAAACGAAACCGGCGGCGCAGCAAGGCGCGCCAAUUGGAGCCGCACCUAGUUACGCAGGUGGUGGAGGAACUGAAGCGGGAGCCGCAGUGGGGCAACAUCGCAGGGAUUCUUGACAAGUGGGAGGGGAGAACUAGUCUGAGGAACUACGAGCUGCUGAUGAAGGAGCUGUGCUGGCAGGGGGACUACCUGCGCAGCGUCAAGGCGUUUGCGUGGAUGAAGGAGCAGCGCAAGUGGUACCGCCCCAGGGUCGAGAUCUACAACCACCUCCUGCAAAUGCUCUCACGCUACGGCAAGCUGGACUUCAUCCGGGGCCUCUUCAAAGAGAUGGACCUCUACAGCGUCAUGCCGAACAGCGAGUCCUGGCAAGCGCUGAUCUCAGCACAUGGGAAAGCGGGUUCCACAGAGGGGGCGGUCUGGGCAUUUGAGGAGAUGCAGCGGCGGGGCGUGCCGGCAAACAACUGGUCGUACAACUGUCUGCUGUCGGCGUUUGCCCACGGGCGGGAGUGGCAGCGGGCGCUCGAGUACCUGGACAAGAUGCAAGCGGACGGCAUCUCUCCCGACCGCGUCACCUUUAAUACGGUCCUCUCCGCGUGCCGCAACGGCGGCCAGUUCGAGCGGGCGAUUGACAUCUUCGAGUCCCUCCCCAAGCUCGGCAUCUGCCCAAACCGCGUCACGUGCAACACCAUGAUCACGGUCUACUCCCGCAUCGGCCACUUCGAGAAAGUGACGGCGCUGUUCGAGGAGAUGCUGUCAGCUCCGGGGGGGUCCCAGCAGCGGCCGGACCUGCUCACGUACAAUUCGGUGCUUCAGGCAUACUCCAUGAGCGGCGACAUUGAGAGGGCGGGCGCGCUGUUCGACCGCAUGCUGCAGCAGGGCCCCCGGCCGAGCCUGGUGACGUGGAACACGCUCAUGUCGGCAUAUGCCAAGCUGGGGCGCCACGAGGAGGCACGUGCCCUGCUGCUGAGGCUGCGGCAGUACGGGAAGCGGCCGGACGUUGUCUCGUACUCGACGCUCCUGUCGGCAUAUGCCAAGGCGGGAUUGGCCAAGGAGGCGCGAGGGGUCUUUGAAGAAAUGACAAAUGAGGGCGUGAAGCCCAACGCCGUGACUUACAACGCGGUGAUGGACGCGUAUGCCAAGUCCAACGACCACGCGGCCGCGCUGACGUGGCUGGAAAAGAUGCGUGCCGACGGCGUGACGCCAAAUGUCGUCACCUACACGACGCUGAUCAACGCGUGCGGGCGCGCGGGGCGCAUCGAGGAGGCGGCGCGGGUGCUGGACGAGGCGGGGGAAAGCUCUGUGAACGUGGUGACGUUCAAUGCGAUGAUCCACUCGUGCGGCGCCAACGACGCGUUCGACGCGGCGAUCCGCGUCUUCGAGGCAAUGCGCGUGUCGGGGCUGCAGCCCAACAUCGCGACGUACAAUGGUGUGCUGGACAGCUUUGGGCGCGCGGGAAAGCUUGACGAGAUGGAACAGGCGUUUCAGCAGAUGCUGCGAGAGGGGCUGGUGCCAACGGUCGAAACGUUUACGAUCAUGAUUGACCUGUACGGGAAGAAGGGCCUCCCCGAGGAGGCAUGGCGCACGUACGAGGCGAUGAAGGCCGCGGGCUGCCCGCCCAACAUCGUCACCAUGACGUCACUCAUCAACGCGUGCGCCAAGGGCAACAUGUACUAUGAGGGGCUGCUCGCAUGGCAGGAGCUGCUGGCCAUGGGGCUCGAACCGGAUGUCGUCACUUAUGGCGCACUCAUCGAGAUGUGCAACAAAAACGGCAACUUCGACGUGGCGCUCGAGUUCGGCGAGAAGAUGCGGGACAGCGCGCGGCGCGCGGGCGGGCUCAAACCCAACCUGGUUAUCUAUAACCAGCUGUUAGCGGCGGCGGGGCGGCAGCGCGACUUCGACCUGUGCGUGGAGCUGUUCCAGGAGUUGCAGGACAACGGGCACGCGCCGAACAACUGGACGUUCCACGCGCUUAUGGACGCGUUCGGCAGCGCGGGGCGGCCGGAUAAGGUGGAGCGCAUCUUCCGGGAGAUGCACAACGUGUUCGGCGUCGACGCGAAUUUGGUGUCGUAUAACCUGCUGGUCGGGGCGUAUGCCCGGGUCAUCAACUCUCGGGCGCUGGACAUCUUCGAGGAGAUGAAAGAAAAGGGGAUAGCGCCCAGCGUGAUGACGUAUAACUGGGUGCUUAUGUAUAUGCGGAAGGCGGGCACCGGGCCGCAGAAAGCGAUCCGGCUGUUUAGCGAGAUGGUGGCCGGGGGGGUCGCCCCGACGGCCAUAAGCUAUGUCGAGAUGGUCCGGAUAUUGCAGCGGGCGGGGAUGGACGAGGAGGCGGCCGCAAUGCAGAAGGAGUUGGAGUUAGUGCAGGGCGAUGACGCAAUUAUGAGGGUUGCGGAGCUGACGUCAGAGCGGCAAGUUAGCUCAAGGGGAAACGCGGAAGUUGAUUCUAGGGGUUCGUCUGAUCUAGAAACGGAUAACCCGGAAGAGUUGUUAGAAAACAAGGCUGGGUUGUCAGACGGGUUGGAAGGCGAGGCGGGCUGGAGACACCUGCUGGUCGCCACGGAGCGAGGGGUCGAUUAGAUACUAUUUUGAAGAAACAGAUCAGGACAAUAGCCUCGUUUUGAAACAGUGACUGUAUUGAUCUGAGCCAUUGAGCUAGCGCGCGUCUCGUGGUACAUUCGCAGAGAUGUUUCAACCAACAAACGACAUCAAUAUUUUGAUUGUCCCUGCGAGUGCCUUGUU
Messenger RNA from Klebsormidium nitens, 4009 nucleotides. The record is from the annotation of a GenBank genome assembly. Lineage: Eukaryota; Viridiplantae; Streptophyta; Klebsormidiophyceae; Klebsormidiales; Klebsormidiaceae.